CCGCAGUAGGUACGGUUUAGUCGAGGCGCAACGCCCGAAGAAGAAACACUAUUCGAGAAAAACAGAACCCACAAAGCGCUGUGGACCGGGCUUAGACAAGGAGAACAAAAACAUACAUAACAAGCUAAAGCAAAACCAACAACAACAAUAGGAACAAGAUCGGUCGAAGCGUGCGCGUGAAAGAGACGGAACGAGAGCAGUGAGAGUGAGAAAGAGCACGAGCGCACUCGGGUACGGUUUGUCGGUAUCGGGUAACGAAGAAACAGGACAGUAACAGUAAGAUUUCAGCACCCCAGUGUGUCAGCGAUUCGAGCCGUACAGCAACGAGGAAAAGCGUGAACCGAGAAGAACGUCACCGUCGUCGUCCUCGCCGUUGUCGUUCUAAGUGGCAAGAAUUGAAGCAGUCGCCGCGGGUCGACGAGUGCGAGCAAUCGCCGACUGAGUGUGUGUGUUCAUGGGGAAAGAGAAAAUCGAUAUUAUGUGAAUGCUGUCAAAAUCAGGUCACCGUGGAUUUAAAGCAAGAGCCCCUGAGAGUGUGCCUGAUUAGUGGCUUUAAUGCGAGACGGUCAGCGGAUUUUUGUGUUGGGUUUUGAUUGGAAGAAGAAGUUAUAAGUGUGGAAGUUGGAAUUUGACAGUCGAGUUCUUGUCGAGGACAAACGGAAAUAGAGGAAGCAAGGUAGGAAUCGAGUUUCCUAGAGUGAAGACUGAGCUGAACGGAACGGGUGGAAUCGAAGGAAGGAGAGAUUGCGAGGAAGCAGUUGAUCGAAUCUCAUACUUCUGGCGACGAGGAGCUCCGUUCUCUAACUCAUCAGCACUAUUUCAUUUCGCUAAGACUGAGUUGUAGUAGCCAAUUGAAGUCCCGCAGCAGAUUGCCGUCGGGGAAGUGGAGCUGAAGCAAAAGCAGCAGUAGUAGCAGUUGAAAGUUUCUUUUUGGAUUAAUGUUCCUGAAAAAAGUGUGCAAAGUCUAGUUGCCGAAGGGUGAAGAAAAUUGAAGCAUAUCGAUUGAAGUUUGGUGCCAAAUGGUUGAAAAGUGUGGAAGAGAAUAAGCGAGGGCACUGGGGAAGUGAAAAUUCCAAUGAAAAGUAGUAAAAGUGUGGAGUAAGUGUCGUUUACCCGUAUCGAGUGGUCUCGUUACCACGUCGGGGUGCAACGUUGGAGUGGAGAAAAUUCAGCAGCGCCAACACCGUCAUCAACACUGGCAGCAGGAUGGCGAUGGCAGCGUGCUAUCCAAACUACGACCUGUCCUCGUCGGCCGGGAUCGGACAUCAGCAGCAGCAGCAGCCGUCGCAGUUGCAUCAUCUGUCGAUGCCAUCGCGGUUAACGGGUGGUGCACCGUCGAUGGCCCAGAAAGACUACAGCAUACCACUGCAUGUGGACUGUAGCGUGGAGUACGAGUUACCAAAUCAGGCCAAACCGCCGGUGGGAGCCCGAGUGGAACCGCUGUUGAUGAUUCACCCAUGCUACUUCCGCAAGAUGGAGAGCCAGCGGCGAAGUCCUUUCAUAAACAAUAUGCCAAAUUCAUCCCGUAGUUCUAAUUCAAUUGUUGCCAAUGUUGUUGAUUCGUCGUCGAUGAGCCGACGGAGUACUAAAUCCAGUGCCCAGCAGCAACAACAGCAGCAGGUACAACAGCAACAGCAGCAUGCUGUUGUGACGAGCCAUCAGAGUACUAUCCAGCGUCACCAGAAUUUGCAACAGCAAAUCGAUGAGUACGUACAACGACAGAUGGCUCAACGGUCCCAACAGGCACAUUAUCCUGUUGGGGCUGGCAGUCAGCAACAACAACAGCAGCAGCAGCAACAACAGUCACAACACGUUCAAUCUCAGCAUCAUCGCCAUCAUUCUCAUCAAACGCAGCCUCAACAGCAGCAACAACAGCAACUUCAUCAACAGCAGUCACACAUGUCCAGUCAACAGCAAUCCACCAAUCAGUACAGCUUGCAGAGUCAACAGCAGCAACAACAACUAGUAAAUACCUCAGACUGGAGCUGUUACAUGGCCCCCGACGGGGUUGUCCGAGGCUACAGAAAACCCAACCUAGCCAACCAAACUGCCUACAGCAACAGUAACAGUAGCAGUAGUAGCAGCAACAGCAGCAAGUCAAAAGUCAUCAAGCGUAGUAAUACGGGUAUGCCACCGCAGCUGACAGCCGCCGGUUCUGGGGGCCAUCAGCAGCAUCAGCAACAGCACCAACAAAACCUAAUAGCUGCCAGCUGUGCCGCUUUCAACAGCGGUGGCAGUGGUCUGGAAGGUGGCCUGCCUUCCGGUCCCCGAUGGGACAUCGAAAAGACUUCAAUGGCCGCGGUGCCUCGCGAUUUCCAGGCAGGCCCGGAAUCGUUACCGAUCAAAGCGAAUGCUAGUCUACUGGCCACAGCAGCCGUCAGUUCUCAAACGGCCGCUGCCAGCACUAACAACAAUAACAACAACAACAGCUAUCAACCGUCGGCAACGAUGUACCGGAACCCGUCGGUCGUUGGCAAACGUGAUGCUAUGCUUUCCGGAGGCUGUGGUGUAUAUAGUAAUAGUAGCAACAAUAAUAAUAACCUUAGGAACAAUAACAACGUCACGGAGUUGGGCGGAAGUGGCGGUGGUGGAAGUCUGUGGGACUCGACGGCCGCCUUACUGGAGAAGAGUCCAAUGGCCACCAUUCCACGGGAUUAUCAAGCCGGACCGGAACACAUGGCGUGUAGCAAAAUGUCUGCCGGAGCAGGUGGCAUGCUUGGUGCAACCGCUUCCGGUCACUCGCUGAUGCGUUCCGGUGCUAGUGGCAACACGGCGGCGGCCAGCAGUUACCAUCACAACCACCAUCACCACCAGUCAUCGACGUCGGCGGCGGAGAAGGCGGCCCUGUUUGCGGGCAAAUAUCGGCAACAUCAGAGGGCCUCCCAUCGGCUGCACCCGUACAUGAUGACCAGCUCGAUGGGCGGCUCCUUUCCGCCGCUGAUGGCUCCAGCAUUCCCGCAGAUGCAGCAAGUGUCGUGCUACAAUGUGUGAUUCUAAGAAAAUGCAGAAGAAGAUUCGGCAAAGAGAGAGAAGCCGUCGGCGAAUGAAGCAGAAGAUGAAGUAAUUUAUUGAAUGAUUAAUCAUCGCUAUAAUCUCUUUGUUUGUGUCUUACGGUGACGAAGAAAAUGAUGGCAAAAGUAUGGCAAAAAUUAUAAUCGAGCAACUUUUUUCGUUGCAUUUAAAUGUGAUAGUAGUUUUACUCCAAGCAACUUCGAAAGAUAGUAAAGAAAAUAAUAAUUACAAAUAGGAUACAAGUUAAGGGAAAUCAAGAAAAAAAUAUCGCUAUAUAUUAAAAUAUGUGUUCCAAAGAAAGUCAAGCGAAACGUAGUGAAUACAAAAAAAAACAACAGCAAAAUAGAAGAAAGUUUGUGAAGCCGUCGGAGCCGAGCAGCGGAAGCAAAGCUAUACUGAGUGAAACUGGUUGAAGAGUUUAUGCAAAUGGGUGCCGAUUGUGUAAGCCGAAGAAUAUCAAGAUGAAGAAUGAAGAUUGUGAAGUUUGUUUGGAAGAAGUUGCAAAAAUCCGAGAAGAAACCAUUUUGGAUUACCCGUUAGCAGCCGCCGAUCUGUCAUCGUCAACUUCAUCCGGCGGAGACCAGCUCUGCAAGAAAACUCAGCAGCAUCCGUCUCAUCAAUAUUCAUCGGAUCGCCGUCGUUUCAUCGUCUGACAAGUACAGAUCCAUCACGAAGACGAUGAUGCCGGCGGUUCCUGUUGGCCGCAACUAGCACCUGUUUAAACUUCAGCCUACAGUACAUGGAAUAAAUUGGGAACUUAGGAUCGUCAGUAGCAACCGCGAGCUUAGUUCUUCACGCUCCAACACUCAUCUCCUCGCUAACAGAAUAAAAGAAAAUGUACACCUACACUCACUCAUACACAAUGACAACCACACGCUGAAUCACAUUGUAAAACCCCUCUUCCUAUUCGAGAAAACAAAAAAAAAACAAAAACAAAUAUCGAGGGAUUAGAACUGAUUACCGCCUAUAGAGAGAUAAAAAAGAAAGAGAGAUAGAGACGACACAGUACAGCGACCAGAACGCAAGCUCUAGAAUGUAAAUGAAGAACAGACCCCUCUCCCCUUUUCCCCUACACCCCGUGAGUUAUCGUCGCCGAUUCAGUCGAAACAAAAGCUUUGAUGCUUACCCUCGAAUUCUAUUGUUACGUUUUUUCUCUUUUAAAGCCUUCUUUUUUAAGUUUUCUUUUAUUUGCCUAGAUUUGUAUAUUGCCUUUGUUCUUGUGUAUUUUUUUAUUUGAAAAGAAAAUCUUUUAUCUACACAUAACUCGUAUCUCAGUGAACGUUAUCCGUACACGCACCUCAUUCGUGAAUUCGCAACGCCUUCGUUUAAGAUGUUAAGUUCCGGGAAUCUUUGAAACGCUCUCACCCAUUUCUCCAUUACUUUACUGCGCUUGGUAAUAGAUGAUGCAAAAAACAUAACAUUUCAUACUCUCAACCAACAGAAUCGCUUUGGAAGUCGAAACAAAAGUAACACACAAAACUCACAUAGUCAAACGAAAAGUAAACUACACACCCUCUCGUUGGAAUAAACCCCAGAAUCAAAUAAUCAAGCUGAGCAAACCGAAAGCAUUGUAUUACACACAAAAUUAUACCAAAAGUAACCAAAAAAAAGUAACUAUUCAGUAACAAGAGAAAAAGUUAAAAUUAAAAAAAAAACAUUAGUGAGAGAAAGAGACACGGAAGAAGAAA
This is a messenger RNA of Aedes aegypti (yellow fever mosquito), 4700 nucleotides long. RefSeq names its product centrosomal and chromosomal factor-like. The record is from RefSeq and is a predicted model, not a curated record. NCBI's taxonomy places the organism in Eukaryota, Metazoa, Arthropoda, Insecta, Diptera, Culicidae. Bases 1207 to 2991 code for a protein of 594 amino acids. The transcript has a single exon.